GACACAUGCGACCCGGAAGGUCUUCCAGUCACACUCCAGCUCGGGCGUGAGGUUCGCCGAUGGCGGAGGGAGCGCUGGAGGCUCCAGGAGAGGAUGGUAGUGGCGGCCGCGACUCAGGAGUCAGCACGUCGGAACGGGGCGUGGCGCCCAUUAAACCUCAAUACCUCACCACCAAGGAGCAGUUUCACAAAUUCCUAGAAACCAACGAGCAUGAGAAGCCUUGCCAGAAAACCGAGGUAGGAGACCCUGGUGGCAAUGACCUGGCUGAACCUGAAGCCAAGCGGAUCCACCUGGAGGAGGGACAGACAGAUGAGGCAGCUGAGCAUGGGGAACAGCUGCUGGCUUGUAAGAGGGCCCGGGGGCAGAACAAGAGCCGGCCUCACAUGAAGCCCACACACUACGACAAGAACAGGCUCUGCCCCUCCCUGAUCCAGGGGUCGGUGGCUAAGUGCUUCUUUGGUGACCGCUGCCGAUUCCUGCAUGAUGUGGGCUGCUACCUGGAGACAAAGCCAGCUGAUUUGGGCCCCCGCUGUGUGCUAUUUGAGACCUUUGGCAGGUGCCCUUAUGGUGUGACCUGCCGCUUUGCCAUGGCACAUCUGGGGCCAGAGGGCCAGAACUUGGUACAGGAGGAUCUGGUAGCCCGCUGGGCCCGCCUCUCACCCGUUGUCUGCAAUGGCCUGGAUAAAACUCUGCAGCAGCAGCUGCGGAAGCGUAAGAUCCACUUUGAGCGAGCAGAGAAGACCCUGCGCCAGCUAAGCCAGGACUCCCCACCUGCUGCAGCUCUCCGUGAGGUCACAGCAGCUGAGGGUGCUCCAGGGCACUCUGAGUCCCAGGAGGAACUUUCAUCCCUGGCCACUGGCACCCCUCCCCCUCCAGUGCGGACCUGUGGGCCUCUGACGGAUGAGGACAUCAUUAGGCUGCGGCCCUGUGAGAAGAAGCAGCUGGAUAUCAGUGGCAAACUGUAUCUGGCCCCCCUUACCACGUGUGGGAACCUGCCCUUUAGGCGGAUCUGUAAACGCUUUGGGGCAGAUGUGACCUGUGGGGAAAUGGCUGUCUGCACUAACCUCCUGCAGGGACAGAUGUCUGAGUGGGCUCUGCUCAAACGCCACCAGUGUGAGGAUAUCUUUGGUGUUCAGUUGGAGGGUGCCUUCCCUGACACCAUGACCAAGUGUGCCGAGUUGCUGAACCGCACCAUUGAGGUGGACUUUGUGGACAUCAAUGUCGGCUGCCCCAUUGACCUUGUGUACAAGAAGGGUGGGGGCUGUGCCCUCAUGAAUCGCUCCACUAAGUUCCAGCAGAUCGUCCGUGGCAUGAACCAGGUGCUGGACGUGCCACUGACGGUGAAGAUCCGCACUGGUGUCCAGGAGCGUGUGAACUUGGCACACCGCCUGCUGCCUGAGCUGUGGGGCUGGGGUGCGGCCCUUGUCACGCUCCAUGGCCGUUCUCGGGAGCAACGUUACACCAAGCUGGCCGACUGGCAGUAUAUCGAGCAGUGUGUGAAGGCAGCCAGCCCCAUGCCUCUGUUUGGAAAUGGGGACAUCUUGUCAUAUGAGGAUGCCAACCGCGCCAUGCAGACUGGUGUUGCUGGGAUUAUGAUUGCCCGUGGCGCCCUGCUGAAGCCUUGGUUAUUCACGGAGAUCAAGGAGCAGCGGCACUGGGACAUCUCGUCAUCUGAGCGCCUGGACAUCCUGCGGGACUUCACAGACUAUGGCCUGGAGCACUGGGGCUCUGACACGCAGGGUGUGGAGAAGACACGGCGCUUCAUGCUUGAGUGGCUUUCUUUCUUGUGCAGGUAUGUGCCCGUGGGUCUGCUGGAGCAGCUCCCACAGAGGAUCAAUGAGCGCCCCCCAUACUAUCUGGGCCGUGACUACCUGGAGACUCUGAUGGCCAGUCAAAAGGCUUCUGACUGGAUCCGCAUCAGUGAGAUGCUCCUUGGACCAGUGCCCCCCAAUUUUGUUUUCCUGCCAAAACACAAGGCCAAUGCAUACAAAUAGCUGUGGAUGCCAGGGUCGGGCGGAGGCCUUCUGAGGACCCCCCAAGUAAAUGGAGGAGGACAAUAAAUUUUAUUCUCUUAAAAUCCAGGCCUUUCUGUGAUUUGCGGCUGCCACUUCCUGGUCCCCCCCAGAACUUGCCCUUUGGCUGCUCCUUCCUCCUGAUUUGGUCACUCAUUUGUGGAGGCUCCUGGCCACCCCCAUGCGCCCUUGACUGGGAGGAAGGAAGUAGGGUGUGUAGGCUGGGCAGGCUUGGUCUGCCUGGGUGUGGAUUAGGGCAGCCUGCCUGGAGGAGGCAGCUUCACAGCUGUUAAAUGGGUAUUGCUGGAAAAGGCAGAAGGCAAGGAACCUCACUUCAGGUCCAUUUGUCCUGUGGGCACCCCGUCUGUUCCCUGGGCCACUCCCACACCCGGAACUCUGACCAGUGUGUGGGCUGUGGCCUGGAACCCUCUGCUUGGAGUAACCAGGCAAACAGAACUCUAUGGGACUCUGAGUCUGUUCUCUGGGUGAGCUACCUGUGCUCCCUCCUGACCUGCCAGGCAGGGCCACCACCACCUCCCUAUGCAGCACCCCAAAACCUUCUACGCACCUGCAGCUCCCCAAGAAGGCUUCGGGCCUCGGGGUCUGGAAGGUGCUGAGGGGCUGGGCAGCCAGCCUACUCCUGCCUGUGCAGAGCCUCCUCCUGCUGUGGGUACGAGCUGGGGUGAGCAGGGUGCCCAGCAGGAUGGGGGCCCAGGGCUCUUGCCCACCAGCCCCAGGGACCCACCCACCCUGGCACCUUUG
Molecule: messenger RNA, 2774 nt
Organism: Otolemur garnettii (small-eared galago)
Lineage: Eukaryota; Metazoa; Chordata; Mammalia; Primates; Galagidae
Gene: DUS3L
Product: dihydrouridine synthase 3 like
Exons: 13
Coding region: 60-1994 (644 amino acids)
Biological process (GO): tRNA processing
Molecular function (GO): tRNA dihydrouridine synthase activity; RNA binding; flavin adenine dinucleotide binding
Source: RefSeq, a predicted model, not a curated record